AUGGCAUCUAAGGAUUCUUCGGAUGCAGCAGCACCUUUGGCAACAAAGGACGAAGCCACAGGAAAUAGUCCAAUGCCUCCUAUAGGCGCAGCUCAAUUAACACCCUCAGAUGUCAACGCUGUGGCCGUAAAAAUCGACAUGCCAACGAUCGACCGCAGGAACAUCGAAGGAUGGUUCCUAAGUCUCGAUUACUGGUUCCCCGCAAUGGGUAUCAAAAGCCAUACCCAGAAAUUCAACACGGUGAUGGCAGCUCUCGGUCCACGUACGCUGCAAGAUUUCCUAGCCACGUUAGGAGAAGUGCCUGACCAGGGUCGAUAUGAAUUCGUCAAACAGCGACUAAUAACCUUCUGCACCGACAGCCAGCAGCGACGCUUAAAUCAAGUGCUGAACGAAACCCAGCUGGGUGAUCAAAGGCCUAGUCAGUUGUUUACGGAAAUGAUGCGGCUAGUCGGCGAUACAAUGAGAGAAUCAGCGGUAAAGAAUCUGUGGGCAAAACGUCUACCAGUUUAUGCUCAAGCUGCUGUAGCUGCGUGCUCAGGCCCACCGGAAGAAUACCUUAAAAUUGCGGACGCCAUCGUCGACACUAUCAGCCUGCAGGUGAACAGCAGCACAGCUGAAAAAGGCUGCCGCCUUACUCCGGCAUCAGCCACGUAUGCAGAAAAAUCGCAAGCCAACACCGAGUACAACGAGCUACAAAGCGCCAUCAAUGCGCUAGCACAACGUUUCGACCGCCUCUAUACUGAUCGCAACACCGAUAGGAAGGGUAAUAGAUCCAGAUUCCGACAGCAGUCUCGCGAGCGCCGUAGAAGCAGCACACCUGCUAACUUAGAUGAGUGCUGGUACCACCGAAAAUUUGGAUCCAAUAGCAAGAAUUGUAGACCACCAUGCAAACACUAUAAGACUAGCAGAGGUGAUCACAGCCCGAAAUGA
Molecule: messenger RNA, 930 nt
Organism: Rhagoletis zephyria (snowberry fruit fly)
Lineage: Eukaryota; Metazoa; Arthropoda; Insecta; Diptera; Tephritidae
Source: RefSeq, a predicted model, not a curated record